UGACGGCGGGACUUUUUUCUCCUCCCCAUCCCCACACCAGUUCAAGGCAAAGCCAGAUCCCCCAUCGCCCCUCCUCGUCCUCUCUGAUCCUCCUCCAACGCUAUCGUCUCCUCGCCACCGAUCGUCGGUCCCUUUCUUGGCCUUCGAGCCACCGAUCGCCGAUCCGCCGCUCGGCCCCGUCUCCACUGAUCUCCUCCUCUGCCGAAUCCCCCUGGUCCUGCCGAUCGGCGGUCGCCGAUUAGUCGUGGAUUGGGGUUCGUCGGGUGGCUGAAUCCUAGCCCGUUUGACUCCUCGCCGAGCUCGCGCUGCGUGCAGGAAGGAGGCGGAGCCCCUUAUCGUUUGUAGUCCCACGCCUCCUGCAAGCUUUUCGACGAAGUGCCCACGAGAGAACCGUGAGCUUUUUGACGAAAUGCGAGAUGAAACACCAGCUGCGUUUCCCAAAGAUGCAAAUGGGCCCGGGCAAAAGAUCGGCAAAAGUUUCGAUAGGGCCCAAACAAUAUAAGUUGGCCUGCAGGUCGGCCCAUUUCCACGUCAUGGAUCAAUGCCUGCCCAAAUCCUUCUAGUUAUCGGGCACUAGUCCCAACCAUUCUUUUCUUAGCGUGUUUGGAUUCAGGAUAUGGCAAUGGUAUUAGGAGCUGAAGACGCAAAGGAUUGGAUUUAUAAAGGAGAAGGAGCUGCCAAUGUUGUCCUGAGCUAUCGUGGUUCUUCUCUCUUCUUGCUUGGAAAAGUAUUACGGAUACAGAAGGUUCCAAAAGGCUCAACCCACUCUGUGAAUGGAUGUGCAGUCCUAUCUGGGCAUGAAAAACUUCUUUGGGGUGAUGUUGAAGAACUUGUAGAAUCCAAAUCAAGAGAUAUUGCUAUGCAAAAUUAUAUCAAGUAUGUGAUGAGUCAUAUGUUAGGCCCCAAGUAUAUAGAUGACAUGAUUCGUGUCACUGUGUGUAGGGAAUUUUUGGAGUCCAUUAAAAAGAAUGUCCAUGAUCAGCGUCCUGCCUGGCGAAUUGAUGCUGCUGAAGUUGAUGCCUUAUGUGAUUCUGCAUUUCUUAUUUCUGACCAUUCACUUUUCACUGGUACUCCUAGAGUGGAGUUGUGUGUUGCAGUAGAAAUAAAGCCAAAGUGUGGAUUUCUCCCAUCUUCGGAAUUCAUAACCAAGGCAAAUGCUAUUAAGAAGUCUGUAACACGAUUUAGGAUGCAUCAGUUUCUGAAACUUCAUCAGGGAGAGAUAUCAAAGGUAAGUGAAUAUAACCCACUUGAUCUGUUCUCUGGAUCAAAAGACAGAAUAUAUCAGGCCAUGACAGCACUAUUUGCAACGCCUCAGAACAACUUCCGUAUAUUCUUGAAUGGCUCUCUCAUUUUUGGGGGCUUGGGAGGUGGCAUGGACAGUUCAGCUGUUCGGUCUCAUGAAACAAACACGGCUAUCGAAGAUCUGAUCAAGGUCAGUGGCCUACAGUUACCAAGCUUCCUUGAACUCGUUUCAGAGACGAUUUUUAGUUCUGGAGUACUAGAUCAGCUUCUAGCAACUCAAAAGCUUGAUGUUCUUGACAUAGAAGGUGCUAUUCAUGCUUACUACAACAUUAUAUCUCAGCCUUGCAUGGUGUGCAAAAAUUCAGGUGAUCCAGAACUCUUGGAUCAGUAUUCCUCGCUACAUUCUCUUCCUCUUGAGAAAAGGCUGAAAAUCGUAAGAGAUUAUCUAAUAGCUUCUACAGCAAAGGAUUGUAGUCUGAUGAUCAGCUUUAGACCUGUAGACAGCGGAAGUACAGGAUCUGGUUAUAAUUCCAUAUUUCUUGAAUCAUCUAAUCAAAGCUUUGAAUACAAGGCACGCUUCAUUGACCUGGAUAUGAAACCUCUGGAGAAAAUGGUUCAUUACUAUGAGUUAGAUCAGAAGAUUGUGAACUUCUAUAUGAAGAGUGAUGACCCGGGAGGAACUCCAUACGAUUCAACAACUCGAGGUACCAAGGUCAGGAAGAUUCAAUAUCAUCAAUGAGAAAAGUCCCGACUUCAAAAACUGUAGGAGUGUCUGUCCAAAAAAAGAAAAAAAGGUUAGUUGAAGUAUCUCCUAUAUGGUGUAUUUUGGUCAAUUUCUGUUAUGGCCCCUCAAUUUUUAACAUUACCUGCCAUGUCAGUGUAUGUAUUUAUGGGUUAAAUGACACGACAAAUUGUGAGCUGUACUAUCAGUAACAUACAUUCAAGACCAAGCGCUGCUUCAUUGAUGGAGUGGCAUUCAUGCAUCCAAAACUUUCAAUAUCCUUUAGUAAUACUUCCGCCUCA
This is a messenger RNA of Phoenix dactylifera (date palm), 2265 nucleotides long. RefSeq names its product inositol-pentakisphosphate 2-kinase IPK1. Gene Ontology annotation, molecular function: ATP binding; inositol-1,3,4,5,6-pentakisphosphate 2-kinase activity. Lineage: Eukaryota; Viridiplantae; Streptophyta; Magnoliopsida; Arecales; Arecaceae. Gene Ontology annotation, cellular component: nucleus. Gene Ontology annotation, biological process: inositol phosphate biosynthetic process. The record is from RefSeq and is a predicted model, not a curated record.